UAAUUAAACAUGGCCAUAAGCUCAGAUCAACCCAACCAGGAAAAAGGCUGUAAAUGGAGGCGCGUGAUAUAUUUAUCCAGCAAAACAAACAAACACAUAUCAAAUGUUUUAAUUUACAAGAUUCAAAGAAACUUAUCUAACAUCGCAGACAACAUUUGAAAGAUACUGAUGCUGCACACCAAGCACUGUUGUUAGAUUACACUGAUAUUUAGGUUAUAUUUAGAAGGGAUAAAUUUGUCUUUUGUGUGAAGAGUGCCAACAAGGAAGUACAACACUUAUUAUUGACACGAUGUUUCAUGGCUACACAGGACUAAGGACAGCAGAUCUCGCACAAUGUUCUGCAAGGCAUCUUUGAAUAUCCGACCCCAGGAGAUUGUCGCCAGGCCGAACCUACAAUGGGAGGUGGGCGCAUACUCCUUGGAGGACAUUCUACAGAAGUACCCCCUCCCUCGUGUGGUGCAGUGUGCCUAUACACUCAAUGAUGACAUAUCCACGGAGAAGUCCAACUUUGAUUUUCUUCAGCCCAUGUUGUUGCACCAGAAGCGUGUGUGUAACAAGGUGACAGCAACCAGUCUCAAUACUGAUCCUCAAACUGGACACACGGUGGAGGUCGGGGCACCCCUACUCAUACCUGAAGAUUACAAAGGAUGGUUUGCAGUCACAUACAAGCCCCACGUCGAGCCAGUUCCCCACUUCUGCCAGGUUGAAGUCCUGGCUUCAUCUGACUGCGACACGAUCCUGAUUGGUGGAGAAUGUGAUGUGAAUGCAUUGCAGGUAUACAAAGAAGGUGACCUACCACAGCCAAGAGUUCUCUACCCUGGCGAUGUCCUUAGUGUUGGCAACGUGCAUGUCACAACAACUAAAGCGAAAAAGAAAAUGUUCAAAAAAUCGGUUUCGAGGGAAGAGAAGUUUCUCCGCUGCACAGAUUAUGCUGACAGAGAGGUACUCCUUCCCUUUGAUGCUACAGGAAUCUUCUAUGCUCUGAAGCAAAAGAGGAAAACGGAAAUUCCCAUCAUGCAUAUUAAAGAUAUCAUCACUGAUAUCAAACUUCCCUGCAUAGUCAAGUUGGUGUACGGACGUUUUCCAGUCACUCCGUGUAUAUUUACUGGAAUGUUGAAGUUGGAGGAAUGCCACAAAGAUGCGUCAGUCAUUGUGUCCUCUGUUUUCAACCUAAAGAAUAUACUUCUGGAGAUCCCAGUUACUAUUCCUCUGAUGUUCAGAGUGGCUAUAACUGACAAAUCACUGAUAGUAAGUAAAGGCUAUAAUAAUGCGUUAAGGCAGUGUCAAGAGGAGAUGGAAACCUACACGAGGAAUAUCAAAGUAUCUCAGGGACAAACAACAGGAGCACAAGCUCAAGUCAAAUCCCCACCACUUUUUCCUCAAGUCCCGAUUUCUGUUCACUCGAAGACUACUUCUGACUGCAUAGCCCCUGAAAUGUCAAGAUAUUCACGUAAAUCUCCCAAACUUACAAAUGGGAAAUCAGUAACUUCUGAGUCAGCGCCUCCUGUCGAUCAAUGCUUCUCCGGGAGAUCCUCCUCCUCCUCCUCCUCCUCAGCACGUGCUUCUUCCAAGCGUGACAAUGAUUACAUACCAAUGUGGAUUGGUCCACAGACGCCUACUCCACCAACAUCUGAAGGGUCUGGGUACCCUCAUUCUCAACCACCGCAGAUUACAAAACAAAAUUCGAUAACCAUAAGCACGAGAAAUGGAUAUAUGACCGUGCCGAUGUAUCCUCGCCACACUGAAGUCGCGGACAGAGAGCAGGUCAUUAGCCUUGUAGACAAGAUCAACUUAUGGCAGCGUAAGAACACAUUUGACCAGAAUGGUUCCAGUCCAGAUUCGGUGGAUCCUGCUACCGGUGCCAGUAUGCCUAGAAGGAAAGCUAGCUUCACAUACUCAGAAACAGGUGAAAUAACGGAGGGUGGUGAUACAAUAAGGCAUCAAGCGACGACAAAAGGGCCGGCGAUUAUGUCUCAAAAUAUCCAAAUCAUGAGGUAAUACAGAGAGUUAAAGGGGUCGGUGGGGAGCCUAGUGGUUAUAGCUGUCGCUAUAAUUUGUGAAGCCCAUUUCUGGUGUUCCACGUCAUGACAUUGCUGGAAUAUUGCGAAAAAGCGGUGUAAAACUAUACUCAGUCAAUCAGAGUGUUAAGGGGACAAUUUCAAAACGUCUUAUCCUUCUCAACAUUGAUUUUGAUUUUGGACUAGUAUUCACAAUAUCAGAAACUAUGAUCCAUCAACCAUAAGAUGAAUAAGAUCACAGAGGCUACACCUUCAGGUGUAUGUGCAGAGAAGGGAAUAGAAUUCUAUACCCAGACGACUUUUGUUCUUUAUUUAAUAUUAUUCUUUUCCUUGGGGCACGGGUGGCCACGUCGUCUA
Messenger RNA from Haliotis rufescens (red abalone), 2375 nucleotides. RefSeq lists its product as uncharacterized. The transcript has 2 exons. The record is from RefSeq and is a predicted model, not a curated record. Bases 334 to 1998 code for a protein of 554 amino acids. NCBI's taxonomy places the organism in Eukaryota, Metazoa, Mollusca, Gastropoda, Lepetellida, Haliotidae.